Mytilus trossulus (common blue mussel) is the source of this 7959-nucleotide messenger RNA. Its product is annotated as rho-associated protein kinase 1-like. Gene Ontology annotation, biological process: actomyosin structure organization; regulation of cell junction assembly; embryonic morphogenesis. The record is from RefSeq and is a predicted model, not a curated record. The coding region runs from base 432 to 4550 and encodes 1372 amino acids. Gene Ontology annotation, molecular function: ATP binding; small GTPase binding; Rho-dependent protein serine/threonine kinase activity. The transcript is spliced from 38 exons. Gene Ontology annotation, cellular component: cytoplasm; cytoskeleton. NCBI's taxonomy places the organism in Eukaryota, Metazoa, Mollusca, Bivalvia, Mytilida, Mytilidae.
AAAAGGAGGCUGUAAUCAUGGAGGCUUGUGUCCCCUUUGACAGGUGAUAGUGUGACAGCCUCUUACGUUGAAUGCAAACUAGACAUACUGCUAUAUCGCAUACAAGAAAGACACAAUAACUGUGAUAGUUUACAUUAUUAAAAUUCAAGACUUCUCACUGUCAAUCUCAUUAAAAGGACGGAAGUCAUCCGAAAUUGUUGACAUUUUUUAGCUCGACGGGAGCUUGUCGGACAAGUUUCUAUUAAUCAUUGGACAUCUAUAACAAACUUUAAUCAAACGAUGUAUGAAAAUAUAUAACGAAUCUCUAAUUAGUGUUAAACAUUGAUAUUGUGCGUAAACGAAAUGCUUGUUUAUCAACAUAAAUCAUCGUAAACUUAGUGUAAACAUUUACUUCCGGUCAUUUUUAAAUUGACAUCAGUUACCGCUGAAGAAUGGCUACACUUGACCCGGAAUAUAAGAUAAGACUAAGUAAAGUGGAGGAGAGGCUGAGAAAUCCAAACUCAGAGUUGAAUAUUAACAGCUUAUUGGAUGGCUUGGCAGCACUUGUGGCAGAUCUGGACUAUCCAGCAAUUAGAAGAAACAAAUGUGCAGAUCAGUUCUUACAUAGGUAUAACAAGCCUGUAGAAUUUGUGAACAGUUGUCGUAUGCAACAUAAAGACUUUGAAGUUGUAAAAGUAAUUGGUAGAGGAGCCUUUGGAGAAGUCCAACUGGUACGACAUAGAUCAACAAGAAAAGUAUAUGCCUUAAAGUUGCUGAGUAAAUUUGAAAUGAUUAAGAGGUCUGAUUCUGCGUUUUUCUGGGAGGAAAGAGAAAUAAUGGCCAAUGCUAACAGUAAAUGGAUAGUACAGCUACAUUAUGCUUUCCAAGAUUCCAAGUAUUUAUAUAUGGUGAUGGACUAUAUGCCUGGUGGAGACUUGGUCAAUCUUAUGAGUAAUUACGACGUCCCUGAGAAAUGGGCCAAAUUCUACUGUGCUGAAGUAGUACUGGCUUUAGAUGCUAUACAUUCUAUGGGAUUUGUACAUAGGGAUGUUAAACCAGACAACAUGUUAAUUGAUCAAGCUGGACAUUUAAAGUUAGCUGAUUUUGGUACUUGUAUGAGAAUGGAUAAGGAUGGAAUGGUGAGGGCUGAUACUGCUGUAGGAACUCCAGAUUAUAUAUCUCCUGAAGUUCUCCAAUCACAAGGCAGACCAGGGCACUAUGGCAGAGAAUGUGAUUGGUGGUCUGUUGGAGUCUUCCUGUAUGAAAUGUUGGUUGGUGAUACUCCAUUUUAUGCAGAAUCGUUAGUAGGAACAUACAGUAAAAUUAUGGACCAUAAAAACUCACUUACUUUCCCAUCAGAAAUAGAAAUGAGUCAUGAUGCAAAAGAUUUAAUUUGUGCUUUCUUAAUGGAUAGAACUGAAAGACUGGGAAGAAAUGGAGUAGAAGAAAUAAAAGCCCAUAGAUUUUUCAAAAAUGAUCAGUGGAACUGGCAAAGUAUACGAGAUGCUGUACCACCAGUCGUACCAGAACUUAGUAGUGAUAUAGAUACUAGUAACUUUGAAGACAUAGAUAAAGAUGACGGACCAGAGGGUUCAUUUGAAAUACCCAAAGCUUUUGCUGGAAAUCACCUACCUUUUAUAGGAUUUACUUAUAAUAGAGAUUACCAAUUUUCAAUGGACAGUUCAGGUGGCGGUGGAAAGUCCACCAUGGAUUCAAUGUCUUCUGGGAAUGAUGAAGACAAAAGAAAGUUAGAGGAUCAGAUAAGGUCAUUGAAAUCUGGGAAAGAAGAAAUUGAAAGAAAAUACAUGCAGGCAGUUCAGAGUUUAGAUAGGCUGAAUUCAGAGGAGGGAAAAAUAAGACUAGAAAGAAGUGAACUUGAAAGAAAAGUAGCUCUUAUUCAACAUGACCUUAAAGAGACACAAAGAAAAUUGGACAAUGAAUUUGAGAAUAAAAGAAAACUGGAAAUGAUGAUAAGGGAGAAAGAAAAAUUACUAGACAGUGAGAUGAGUGCAAGGAAAGAACUAUCCAGUAAUAAAAUGCACAAUCAUGAAAAAGUAGCCUCUCUAGAGAAAUCGAUUGCUGACCUGAAUGAGAAGUUACAGUUGGAAUCAGAAAUGACGGCUAGAUUUAAAAAAUCCUAUUCAGAAUUACAACAGAGAUAUAAUUUAUCAGAAAAAAAUUACAGCGAUCUGAAUUACAAGUACAGUGAAAUUCAAAAUAUUAAACUGUCUUUGGAGAAAGAGGUGAUGACAUUACAAGAUAGCUUGGCCCAUGAAAUGAGCAAUAGAAGCCAUGCAUCAGAAGAAACAUUUGAACUUCAAGAAAAAGUAAGAAAGUUACAAACGGAAAAACAAAAAGUAGAAGAAAAAGAAAGAAUUACGAAUAAAGAAAUCCAGCGACUACAGGAUAGUAUAGUUAAAUUAGAAAAGAGUAAAAAUAAUAUGGAAUUAGAAUUGGACACAUAUAAAAAGAGGUUUACUGAUGAAAAGAAUGCUCAUCAAACAACAAUAGAUCGAUUUAAUGCUGAUAAGAAAACCAUCAAAGAAACCACGGAAACUACAACAUUGAGUGCUAUUAAAGAUAUUCAGAUAAAGUUGGAACAGGAGAAAACUGCACGACAAUCAGCUGAGACAAGAUUGUUGGAAGUAGAAAAAUAUAAAGCUGACUUGUCUGUAGAUAUCAAACAGUGUGAACAACAACUCUCUACGCUACAGAAUGAAUAUAGAAAUGAGAGGGACAAGUCAAAAAAUCUAUCAUUACAAGUUGAGCAAGAAAUACAGAGAAGAAAUUUAAUGCAGUCUGACUUUAAAGCACAGGCUGUGGAAUUAGCUCGAUAUAAAACAAUAGAAAAACAGCUUAAUAAGGAAAUAUCUGACUUGAAAGAAGCGUCAAGAAGUUCAGAUUUAGAAAUCAGAAAGUUAAGAGAGGACCUUUCAGUUAAUGAAUUACAAAUGAAAGAACUACAGGACCAGUUAGAGGCUGAACAGUAUUUCUCAUCAUUAUACAGAACACAAGUAAAAGAAUUAAAGGAUGAUGUAGAAGAGAAAAAUAAAAGUUAUGAAGAUAUACAAACAGAUCUGAUAGCAUUAGAGGAGGAAAAGGACUCACUCGUCCAGCAGUUACAGCUAGCUCUUGCCAAAGCUGAAUCAGAACAUAUAGCCUUAACAAUAGCCGAAGAACAACUAGCAGAUGUAGAGAAAGAAAAAACUGUGUUACGAUUAGAAAUCAAAGAAUUAGUAUCUCGACAUAAAAAUGAACUGAACAAGAAAGAAAAUAUGAUAGCUGCAUCUGAAGAUAACUGCAGAGAAUAUUCAAAGAAAGUUGAACAGAUACAGAUGGAGAAAGAUGAUAUCGUAAACAGAAUGAAAAGUUUGCAGGAUGAUUACCAGAAUAUGCAACAGAAAAGUGUGCCGGAUAAUGAACUUGAUAAAAUAAAGAAAAGUCUAGAAGAAGAAAGAAUGAAAAAGAUUCAGGCUGUAAAUAAGUUAGCAGAAAUAAUGAAUAGGAAAGAAUUCAGAACCCAGGGUAAAAAUGCUAAAAAUGCUAACUCUGACCAGAGUGUGAAGAAAAAAGACCGAGAACUGAGGAAACUACAGCAAGAGUUAUUAAUGGAAAAAGAAAAAUAUAAUAAAAUGGUAGAAAAACAUGGGCGAGAUUUGUCUGAAACCCAAGCAGCUUUAUAUGAUGAAGGACAACAAAAAGCUCAUUUACAGAUGGAAUUAGAUUCUAAAGAUAGUGAAAUAGAACAGCUAAGACAGAAACUUGCCUAUGGUAAUAUUGAUUCCACUUCAAUGAACAGUUUAACAAUGGAAGAUGGAGGAGAUGGGUCUGAUGUGAUAUUAGAGGGUUGGUUAGCAGUACCUAAUAAAUCUAAUAUUAAGAAAUAUGGUUGGAAAAAACAAUUUGUGGUAGUUAGCAGUCGGAAAGUGCUGUUUUAUAAUACAGAAAAUGAUAAACAGAAUUCUGAUCCAGUCUUAGUAUUAGAUAUAGAAAAAUUAUUCCAUGUGCGAUCAGUGACACAGGGUGAUGUAUAUAGGGCAGAAGCUAAGGAUGUACCAAGGAUCUUUCAGGUGUUGUAUGCAUCAGAAGGGGAAAACAGACGCCAGUCUGAAGUUCAUGAAAUUGCCCAACAAGACAAGUCUGCUGUGAUUAACUAUAAAGGCCAUGAGUUAAUUCCCUUACAUUAUAGAACUCCUACAACAUGUGAUGCUUGUAAUAAACCAGUGUGGCAUCUUGUUCAUCCACCUCAGGCUCUGGAAUGUAGACAUUGUCAUACAAAAGUACAUAAAGAUCAUUUUGAUAAAAACGAAGAGUUCAUCGGUUAUUGUAAAGUAAAUUAUGACCAAAAUAUACAAGCAAAGGAAAUGUUGCUGCUAGCUGAAAGUACAGAAAAACAAAAACAGUGGAUACAGCAUUUAAGUAAAAAGAUAACAAAGAAAGGCAUUGUUAGUUCAGGAAAUUUAAGCACUCUAAGAGGGACAAAGCAGUAUUCCUCGUUUGGACCACAAGGUCGUCAAGGUAGUGGUCCCAGAAAUGCAGUCACAUUACCUCCUAACUCACGUCCAGUGUGAUCACUGAGAUGGCAGUCAACCAAACAAUAUCUACACAAACAGUGGUGCCUCCUCAACCUCUACCUUCUUCCAUGGACAAAUCACCCAUCUUCCAAUAGUGCUUUGUGACAAAUGUGCUUUGUAUUUUCAGCAUUCGUAAUUUCCAUAUAAUAUUCUCUAUUUAUAAUUCCUUAGUGGUGCUUUUUAUACAUUAUAUUUUGGGUUAUUAGGUGAUAAAGUUUGGGACUAAUAUUAUUAAUGCAAUGCAAUCACUGUCUCCCAUGAAUUAUCUCCCUUUAUUAACUAGUCAUUGAUUGGUGUUCAUAAUGAUCUGUUCUAUUUUAUAGAAACAAAUGUCUCUGGUUAAAACUAUUGUAUUUUAAUUGAUUGGAAAGAAAACAUGCAAGAUUAUUCAGAUAUCUGUUAUUUACGGUGAACAAAAUUAGGGAAAUUUCUGUUAUCUUUCCAUAAAAAAGGGUAAUUUGUAUUAAAUGAUAGAAACCAUUAUUACUUAAUUGAAUCAAAACUUGAUGUUCAGCUUGUUACUGUAGUCAUAGCUUAGGAAAGCCAGUAUACACCAUGUUAUUGCCACAGAUAUCAUUUGUAUAUUUAAUAGACUUGCAUACUGUAUUACUUUUAUUAUUAAUUGUUGAAUGUAAUUUAUUAUGGGUUUCUUGGGGACACAAACCAUAUAUACUUUUAUUCACCAAUUAGUUAAGUGUUUUUUUAAGAAAUAGAUUUUAAAUGGUACUUAAAAUUACUAAAUGGUAAUAUUUUUUUCUAAUGAUUCUACAGUAUUUAAAAAGUCGGUUUGUUACAUAACUUUCCAUUAGAUGAUUUUAAGUCAUAUUAUUAUUGAUUUGUUAUUAAAGAAAUGUCCAUGUAUUGCAUAGUUAGUACAAGUUAUAGUGCAGUAGUACCUGGAGUGUAGAAAGUGCUAGUUUAGCAGAUCUGUUUCAUGAUGAAUGUUGAUCAGAAUCUCUUGUUAUUAAUGAUAUUUAUAUAAUAUGACCAAUGUAAGUGUUCAUAUGUUAACUUAUAUGAUGUAAAUCCAUUAUAUCAUUAUUUCAAUGAUGAAAACAUAAUUCAAUGAUAUCAGUUGGGGACUGUUCUGGUCAUAUCUGAACCAUAUAGUUACUCUUAAUUUUAGCUAGGAUAGAGAUCAAUUGCAUCAAUAUAUUGCAAUCAACAUAUAAAUAACUGCUUCAUAACUUGAUUAAAGCCAUGAAAAUAUUUGUUUUUAAACCACAAUGUUUACAUUACUAUUGAUGAUAUUUCAUAUAGAUGACUGAUGUACUGUUUCUGAUACUUUCUCAGAGUAAAAACCAUACAGAUUUAGGGUUAUAGACCUCUCUUAACCUAAAAAUCAAGUUAAAUUAAUUGAUGAAAUAGUGCUAUUUAGUUCUCAUUAAGUGCUUACCAUGAUACAAACCUACAGUAGUGCUAAUUGUUAUACUUUUUAUACUCUCAGAUAUUGUUGAAUUAUAUUGUUUGUCAUUGGAUUGUAAACUAUGUAAAUAGAUAUGUGUAUAUAUUGUACAUGUAUAUAUAGUGUGUACAUUUAGCAAUAUAAAUGGUGCUGAUUUGUUACAAUCAUGUAAGACAAAUGCUCAGUUAAGGUUGUAAUGAAAAGUGAUAGCGUAAACACCUUCAUUUUAUUCUCAUCUUAUUGCUUGGCUUUUCGCAUAAAUAAAUUAUGAUACAAAAAAUAAUUUGAUAAUGACUUACAAUUACGAUUAUGUUCAACACCACUAAUGGGAGAAAUAAUUUGAUCACUUGCACAAAAAACGGUAAUAUACAAAACAUCUUAUACCUAAAGGACAGAACUUUUUCAUAUAUUUAUCUUUGUAGCAAUGCUAGUUCUAAGAAGAAAGAAAACAAGUUUUAUAAGGAUAUGUAGCUCAGUCAAAUAUAUCAUAGGUAGAAAUUUUCUGAUUAUAUUUGCUAUUAUUUAAUCAUGAAAAGGGGCAUUAGAACAAUUAUUUAAAGUUAUGUUAUGGUAGGUUUCAGUUUUUAGAGAAAAUUUCACACUCAGGACGGGUCUGUUUCUCCCUUAAAUACUUUAGUAGUAUUACAAUGGUUUUAGUACCAGUUUAAAAUUUGGCAAUAUAUGAAAUACUGAGAUUUUACAGGUUACUAAAUUAGUUUCAUUAAACCAAAUUUACCUCUUAUGUUUCUUUGUUAAGUGUUAUUUUUGGCAUGUUUGUUUUUGUCUUAGAGGUAUACUUUAUUUAGUUGAAAUUCCAUUUUAUUCUUAACCACCACUUGGAAAUAAUGUGUGUAUGUAAUUGGAUAGAAUGAAGUUCUGUUCAAUUCUUCACUUGGGUUGGUCUUAUUAACUGAAAGAAAGAAAUGUCACUGUUGUAACUGUUAAUCUUCUAGUUAUGACUUUGCAGUUGGAUCAUUUUUGUCAUUUCAUCUUUUGUAUACCAAACUUUCAUUUUAUGCUAUUAAACCAAAUUGAUCAAUCAAUACAAUAUGUUAUCAGACUUAUACUGGAAUCCUUUAGAAAGUUAGAUAUUUAAAUUGUGCACAUAAAUAAUUUUCACUAAAACAUUCUAUAGUCACACUUUGUAGAUAUUGCAGCAUAUCCAAUUUUCAGGAAUUCCAAAUAAUACAUGCAAGCUUUUUAAUUAAUUUUUUUUAUUAUGUAUUCAAAUGCAAAAUUGCAAAGCAAACUAGCCACAUACAUAGAAUUUAACAGAGGUAUAGGAGUUUGUGCAUCUUCAAUCAUGAUAACUUCAUACACUUAUGUUACUUGUGACUAACAUAUCAUCAACUGUAACAAUUCUCUUACCUUAGUAUUAUGUUUAACUUUGCUCAUUGUCAUCACUUCAAGGUCAUUCCAGUAAACACUUGCUUACAAAGUCAUCGCCAUGGAGACCAAACUGCUGCUGAUUUCUCAUUGUUUUAUGUACAUUAUCAAACUGUUAUUUGUGAAACUGUUGAACCUGCUUUAAUAUUUUGUUUAAGUUGGAAAUGAAAUUGCUUAUUAUUUCACCAAUAAAAAAAAUCAAAGUAGUGAAUAUAAACAUAAUACUAUAUAUGUAUGUAUAAUAGGUGUUGCGAAUUUAGAUUUAAAAGACAAGUACAUUUAUUAUAAUUGAAUAUUUUGAGUUAGUUAUCCCAGUAUCAGCAUUAUGAUCAUGGGGAAAAUGAGCGUUUUGAUUAAAAUUUGACACGGUGAUUUCAUUUUCAGUGAAGACAACUACCCAGUACAUUGAACAUUCCUGUUAGUACCAAGUGCUACCAUUGUGCUAUGCAUGCUGUAUGAUUAUUCCUUGUAUAUACUGAUGUACAUAUUUAUGUAAGCUUAAUGGCUUCUAAUUGCAUCAACCAUAUUUUUUAUACUUGUGACACACAUUGUAUAUUCUGACAAACAUGUUUUGCAUAUCACAUGCAACAUCAAUAAAAUUUAAUGCUAAUGAUA